Phasianus colchicus (ring-necked pheasant) is the source of this 1920-nucleotide messenger RNA. RefSeq names its product interleukin 4 induced 1 (gene IL4I1). Gene Ontology annotation, biological process: amino acid catabolic process. Gene Ontology annotation, molecular function: L-amino-acid oxidase activity. The record is from RefSeq and is a predicted model, not a curated record. Lineage: Eukaryota; Metazoa; Chordata; Aves; Galliformes; Phasianidae.
CCAGGGUAUAAAAUGGAAACUAAUCUCAGCAGAGGAGCCGCCUGCCUACUGCAACCAUGGCUGCGAUGGCCCUCUUCCAAACGCUCCUCCUGUUGGGACUCGCCAGCGCCAAGAGGUUCCAGUGCUUCCCUGAGUAUUGCCUCCAGGACAAAGACUACGAGGAGCUGCUGAGCAUUGUGAAGAAUGGGCUGGAGCCCACCGCGCGUCCGUCCAGCGUGGUCAUCGUUGGGGCUGGGAUCAGCGGGCUGACAGCAGCCAAGCUGCUCCGAGAUGCCGGCCAUAAGGUGACCAUUCUGGAAAUCAGCAAUAGGGUGGGUGGGAGGAUCAGGACUUACCGGGAGAAGGACUGGUACGUGGAGCUGGGAGCCAUGCGCCUGCCGAGCAAGCACAGGCUGGUGCGUGAGUUUAUAAGGCAGUUUGACCUGAAGCUCAACCCGUUCCGCCAGACAGAUGACAACGCCUGGUAUUUUGUGAAUGGCAUCCGAGCCAGAGUGGCAGAAGUAAACAGAAACCCUGACAUCCUGAAUUACACCCUGAGGCCGUCAGAGAGGGGCAAAAGUGCCAGCCAGCUCUACAGGGAAGCUCUGCAGUCGGCUUUCAAGGAGUUCCAGACCACGAACUGCAAGGAGUAUCUGGCUAAACACGACUCCUUCUCCACCAAGGAAUAUUUGAUUAAAGUUGGAAAUCUGAGCCGAGGAGCUGUGCAGAUGAUCGGAGAUUUGCUGAACGAGGAGUCGGGCUUUUAUCUGUCCUUCCUUGCCUCGCUGUGGGAUUUUGAUAUCUUCUCUCAUGGGGAGAGCUUUGACGAAAUCACAGGAGGUUUCGACCAACUGCCCAAAGCCUUCCACAAAGCACUGCCGGGCGUCAUCAAACUCAAUUGCACGGUGGAAAAAAUCAUGACGAAGGGAGGGAAGGUCCGGGUGUUCUACCGUGCUCCUGACACCCUCGCCCUGAGCAUAGAGACUGCAGAUUACGUCCUCGUCACCUCCUCGGCCAAAGCCACGAGGCACAUCCAGUUCUUCCCACCUCUCUCCCCUGCCAAAAACGACGCUCUCCGCUCCAUCCACUACGCCAGCGCUUCCAAAAUCGCUUUGGCGUGCACGGAGAAGUUUUGGGAGAAGGAUGGCAUUCGAGGAGGGCAAUCCAUCACCGACCGCCCCUCCAGGUUUAUCUACUACCCCAGCCACAACUUCUCCAGCGGGGUCGGGGUCAUCUUGGCCUCCUACACCUGGAACGACGACGCUGAGUUCCUCAUGCCUUUAGCGGAUGAGAAAUACUUGGAUUUGGUCCUCCAAGACCUGGCGGACAUCCACCAGGUGAGCAAGAGUUACCUGCAGUACACCUGCGACCGCUACGUGAUACAGAAGUGGCAGCUGGAUAGGCAUUCCCUGGGAGCCUUCGCUGCCUUCACGCCCUAUCAGUUCACCGAUUACUCCCAGGCUCUCUUUGAACACGAGGGAAGGGUGCAUUUUGCAGGAGAACACACUGCCCAACCUCACGCCUGGAUCGACACCUCCAUGAAAGCUGCCGUGAGGGCAGCGAGCAACAUCCACGAUGACAGCGAAACCCGAAAUCUCAACCUAAACCUGGAGGGCUUCGUGGAAAAGGGAGAGCUCUGAGCUCGCUGGGUUGGCGGUUGGAACGUUCUUUUGGUGAGGUCGAUCACUUUCCAUGAAGAUUCGGCCAACGUGCGUUGGCAGGAAAGGUGUUAAAGAAAAAUAACUGGGGGAAAAAAAAUAAAUGGAAAAGUCUCCUGUCCUCAGAUGGGACACUAACAACCUCCAGGUCCAACACUUGGGAAAGGGGGGAUUCCUGAAAGAGAGCCAACUUCAUGUAGGCUUUGUGACCGUGUAAUGCUCAGAUGCAACGCAGCGAGUCCCAGUUUGUGCAGAGAAUGGCUCAGAUGGAAUAAAAUCAUCA